Prunus avium (sweet cherry) is the source of this 1319-nucleotide messenger RNA. Its product is annotated as UPF0496 protein At4g34320-like. NCBI's taxonomy places the organism in Eukaryota, Viridiplantae, Streptophyta, Magnoliopsida, Rosales, Rosaceae. The record is from RefSeq and is a predicted model, not a curated record.
GCUUGAUCAGUGGAUCAGUUGGGGAGCUGUUGAUUAAGGCAGCAAAAGGAUUAAUUCUCCACACAUCUAGAGGCGCUCCAGGCCUUAGGGUUUUCUCGUUGUUUUAGCAACAAUGGGAAGCAUUUGCGGCAACAAUGCAGACUGGCUUAUGCAUGAUGAAGACUGGCAAUCCUUUGACACCGAACUCAAAGAGAGAACGAUACGAGUCAUCGACAGCUUGAGCAGUAGUGGAGCUAUUUCAACUGAAUAUUUGAACUAUGUCGUGCUGUAUGUGAGGGACUGGAACCAGAAGGCUGGGGAAUUAAUCUUGGUACUGCAAAGGGAUAUCGAAGGCGAGGGCAGGAAAGGGAGGAAGGGCAACCAGAGUCAGAGAAGGAAGAAGAAAAACAGCAGAUUUCAGAACGUUAUGGAUGAGUUCGAAGACAACAGCGGAGUGAUGCUGGAUUUAUUAUCUGAAUUGGACAAGUUUGUAACUUCAGCUAACAAAAGCCAUUCGUCUAUUGAAACUGUGGUUCGAGGACACUUUGAUAAACAGGAAAAACUUACUCCUGAUCACUACAAGAAGAUUGCUGAGAAACUGAAGAAUCUCAAGGCCGGUACCGAUAACCCCCAUUCGGCCCAAAGCCUACUCCAGAAGGUUGAACGUUUGAUCAAUAUGCAUAAACAAUUGCUUGAGAAGUUGAAAGUCGAGAAAUUGAAGCUUGCCAAGAAGCAGCAGACUGCUGGUACUUGGAAGAAGGUUGUAAACAUGUUAUAUAUCGCUAGUGGGGCAGCGAUAUUACUCUGCACGGUGGCGACCACAAUUUUAGCUUCUCCUGGUGUUUUAGCAACAGUAGCAAUAUCAACAGCUCUGGCUGCUGCUGCUGGGGGGGUAAUUGCAGGACAGCAAUGGACCGCCUCUUUUGUUACACAAUAUCAAGCUCAUUUAAAGGCUGAGGAGAACCUAGUUGACGCAAUGCAUAAAAACACCAGGGCUACCCGUAAAGGGUUGGGCAACAUUAAGCAUCUCAUUGAUAUGGUUGUCAAUGAGAUUGAUUCACUCUUGGGCCAACCAGACUUUGCAAUUGCUGAGGAACAAAUAAAUGUCACAAUGAAGGAUAUUCAGAAGAAGUUGGAGCCAUUUAAGAAGAAAAUUGAGGGUUUGAAAGGCGAAGUCGACAAGUGUAGAACCGAACUAAUGAAGACAAGGGAUGAUGUUGUAAAGGCUGGAUCAGCUCUGCUAUAAGAACAUAAUAUUUCCUUAUGUGAUUUGAAUUAGUAUUUGCUUGUAAAAUAUUCUUCAGUUUGAGAAUAAAUAUUUGCAUUGAAUUCCUUAUCCA